CUGGGAAUCCCCCCGGUGCUCCUUGAGUCCCUGGCCCCGGCACGGUUCAGGACUGGGAUCUCGCUGCAGCCCGCUGAAGGUGGGAUCGGCGAGGAAGCCGGUACCGGGCUCCUAACUCGAAGAAGGGACUCCCCUGUGCGGGACGGAGCGGAACGGAGGCGGGCUCGGCAGGCAGGGUGUCUGCGGGCUGGGUGUCGCCGAGGAGCUCCCACGCGUGUCCACGGAAGACAAGGGUCCCACUCAGGACAGCCCGCCCCCGGGAAGGGGCACAGCACCCAGCCGGUCCCGCCCUGGGGCUGAUGACGGGAGCCGAGUGAGCCGCGAGCCCCAUUCGUAGACCGAACGUCCCCGAAGUGACCGGUUCGGAGAGCGGCCGGUCCGGGGAGGCCGGUUCGGAAAGUGACCAGUCCAAAGCGAGGCCGGCGAGAGCGAUCGGUGCAAAAAGAGGCAGUCUUGCCUAGAAGCGGCCGCGCCGCGGGACUCCCGGACGGACAGCCGUGGGCCGACCGGGAGGCCCGAGCUAGCCGGCGGGCGGGCGGGCGGACGGGCGGUACGGGCCCAUGGCGGAACCGGCGCUGCCGCUGGUGACUCGGCUCAGCUAUGCAGUGGGUCACUUCCUGAACGACCUAUGCGCCUCCAUGUGGUUCACCUACCUGCUGCUGUACCUGCACUCGGUGCAGGGCUACAGCUCUUGGGGCGCCGGUGUCCUGCUGCUGCUGGGCCAGCUGGCCGACGGCGUGUGCACGCCCCUCGUGGGCUACGAGGCGGACCGUUCCGGGGGCUGCUGCGGGCGCUACGGCCCCCGAAAGUCCUGGCACCUGGUCGGCACCAUUUGUGUCCUGCUCUCUUUCCCUUUCAUCUUUAACCCCUGUCUGGGUUGCACAGCUGCCACGGCAGAGUGGGCCGCCAUUAUCUACUACGCACCUUUCAUUGUGAUCUUCCAGUUUGGCUGGGCAGCCACCCAGAUCUCCCACCUGUCUCUAAUUCCUGAGCUGGUCACCAAUGACCACGAGAAGGUAGAACUCACAGCCUUCAGGUAUGCCUUCACCGUGGUAGCCAACAUUGCUGUCUAUGGGGCUGCCUGGCUGCUUCUCCAUUUCCAGGGGUCCCACUCUGAGUCCCCUGAUUCAGGCACCAGUGACCAGCUGGGCCUACAGGAUGUGCCAGUGUUUAGGAACCUCUCCCUGAUGGUUGUCUGUGUCGGGGCUGUCUUCUCCCUGCUUUUCCACCUGGGCACCAAGGAACGUCCUCGGCAGCAGCGAGGGCCCCCGGAGCCCAGUGAGCACAGCCCCCUGCUCCCGCCCGCCCCCCAGCACAUGCUUCUCUGGAAACACUGGCUCCGGGAGCCCUCCUUUUACCAGGUUGGCAUGCUGUAUAUGAGCACACGACUCAUUGUGAACCUGUCCCAGACAUAUAUGGCCAUGUAUCUGACCUACUCUCUCAACCUGCCCAAGAAGUUCAUUGCGACCAUCCCCCUGGUGAUGUAUGUCAGCGGCUUCUUCUCCUCUUUCUUCAUGAAGCCAGUGAACAAGUACAUCGGCCGAAACCUGACUUACUUCGCCGGCCUUUUGGUCAUCCUGGCCUUUGCUUCGUGGGUAGCACUGGCCAACACGCUGGGUGUAGCUGUGUAUGGAGCUGCAGUACUCCUGGGUAUAGGCUCAGCCACCAUUCUUGUAAUGUCCCUGUCCAUGACAGCUGACCUCAUCGGCAGCCACACGAACAGUGGGGCCUUUGUGUAUGGGGCCAUGAGCUUCACAGACAAGGUAGCCAACGGACUGGCUGUGAUGGCCAUCCAGAGCCUGUACCCCUGCUCCUCAGACCUGUGCUGUGCAGCCUGCAUAGGCUUCUACCACUGGGUGAUGGUGGCUGUGACCGGAGGCGUGGGCGUGGCUGCUGCCCUCUGUCUCUGUAGCAUCUUUCUCUGGCCCAUCCAAGUUCGAUUCUUCUCCGAGAUCUCCAGGACCUUCCCCGGUGACCUUGUAGGAUGAUACAGCUGUGGCUGGCCCAGCUGAGGCUGCCACUAGACCAAACUCAGGAGCCUUCCAGGACAUUACAGUCAACUGAACAGUCAGGAUCGCUCAGGUGUCUGUGCCCAUGGACUUUCUUCCUUCCCCUUCCCUGGAUACUGGGACUCAGAUCCAAGAGUCUCCUGCAGUGGACCACUCCCAGCUGGUCUGGGGGAUUGGCCCAUUUCCCUGACCCAGGGAUCUCUGGGCUGGUAGCUGUUUACAAAGAAUGUUGGAGUAAUAAAUAAAAGUCCCACCAUGAGGGUGGGAAUUCUCCAUAUGGGCCCAGUGUGCACACUUGGAGGGACUGAAGGGGAUGGAAAUUCUAGCCUCCUGGACCCCAUUGUCUUCUCCCAUCUCAUCAUUACCCCGGAGCUUCUGGGGAUUAUUGGCUUCAGUAUGGAGGGGACACACAACCUAGAUCCAGAAGGGAAGGAGGAACAAGGUCUCUUGUCCUUUGUUCCUCUUCUACUUCUGGAAUGCCACUGCGUUAGGGCUGGUGAGUUUGUGGAUACUAUGUCAGAGGGAAGGGGAAGGGAAACCACUUGGCUCUUCACCUUGCCCCACUCUGACCUUAGAAAAGAACUGCUUAGGGGGCAGCUAGGUGGCACAGUAGAUAAAGCACUGGCCUUGGAUUCAGGAGGGACCUGAGUUCAAAUCCGGUCUCAGACACAUGACAGUUACAAGCUGUGUGAUCUUGGGCAAGUCACUCAAACCUCAUUGUCCCACAAAAAAAAAAAAGAGCUUCUUUCCAGGCCUCAUUUUUUCCAUCUGCAAAAUGGGUAAGAUCCCUGCCUAUUUGCCUUAUGGGGACUUUUGUAGAGGGUUUUGGGGGUUUUUUUUGCCUUCCAAGAGGGAUCUUUGUGUGUCCUGUGUAUGUACUAUGUUUGUCAUGCUGCGUGCAAUUAAUACUCAGGAUCCAUCUGGUAGUUAGGCCUGCCUGAAUGCCUCUAGUCUUGGAGAACUCACUACCUCCCUGUAAGCUUUUCUCUUCCCCUCCCUUUCUUGCUCUCCCUUUCCCCCCAAACCCCAUGUUGCUCCUGGAUCUGCCCUCUGGUGCCAAAUUUUCUUUUGUGGGGCAAUGAGGGUUAAGUGAUUUGCCCAGGGUCACACAGCUAGUAAGUGUUAAGUGUCUGAGGCCGGAUUUGAACUCAGGUCCUCCUGAAUCCAGGGCCGGUGCUCUAUCCACUGUGCCACUAACAAGCAUAUGGUGUGGUUUUCUGCACUUCCCCCCUCCCCCUACUCUUCUCUACAUUGCAGUCCAGCUUGUCAAUGUUCCUCCUAAAACUGAACUCCAGAACUGAACAUGGGACUACCACUACAGCACAGAGGGGAUCCCAGCUCCCUUCUCUUCCCCAGACAUUAGGGCUCUCAUUCAGCAUAACAAAAUCUGGCUUUGGGCUUGACCCGCACCUGGAUCCCUGUUGUCCUGGCACAUCUGCCCCAUGCUAUAGUUGGGCAACUGAUUAUUUGAAUCCAUGUGCUAGGCUUCACUUUUAUCCCUAAUGAAUUUUGUUCUGUUAGAUUUAGUCCAUUGUUUUGACUUGUUAGAAACUUACCCAGGAUUGUUAGAUGCAUGUGCACAGAUGUCCAGGGUGUGUGUGUGUCUGUGUGUCUGUGUUUGUGUCUGUGUGUGUGAUAUGUGUUUAUAUAUGUAGAUCAGGGUUGGGGUUUUUUGUUUGUUUUGCUUUGCAGGGCAAUGAGGG
This is a messenger RNA of Dromiciops gliroides (monito del monte), 3712 nucleotides long. RefSeq names its product major facilitator superfamily domain containing 12 (gene MFSD12). Gene Ontology annotation, molecular function: symporter activity. Gene Ontology annotation, cellular component: membrane. NCBI's taxonomy places the organism in Eukaryota, Metazoa, Chordata, Mammalia, Microbiotheria, Microbiotheriidae. The coding region runs from base 561 to 1988 and encodes 475 amino acids. The record is from RefSeq and is a predicted model, not a curated record. Gene Ontology annotation, biological process: carbohydrate transport. The transcript is spliced from 11 exons.